UGGCUGUUGGCGAGUAGGAAGGUCGGGCUUUGUCGUAGAGGACAGCAUUGCGGUUGAAGGAGUCUUGGGAGACUUGAUGCACUUUGUCCAUGGGCGUCGUCGCGUCCUGGACCUGAACCUACAAGUUGAGCUGCUAAGGGACAAGGACCUUGAAGGGCUUCAUCUUGAGUCUACCGGGCAGAUGAGAUGACGGAGAACUGGAAGUCAGUAGGCAACUACUACUGCGACUACUGCAAGACCUUCAUCCGCGAUGAUGCCUUCAACAGGCGCAACCAUGAAGCAUCAGAUAGACACCAAAAUGCACUCAAGCGGCAGGUGCGUACCUUGCACAAGAAGCAUGAACAGGAGCAACGAGACCUCGCACGGACGAAUCGAGAGUUGCUCAAGAUGGGAGGGAAAGUCGCGCCUGUUGUGAAGGAAGUAGACAAAAAGCUGCCAAAGAAGGUGAAUGUCGGCGUCAAGGCGCAGAAGAAGGAACAGGCUGGUGUUCUGGAGGAUGCAGAGAUACAACGGCAAGUACUCGCUGCGCAGGCCAUGCCUGGACAAUGGGCCACAGCGGCAGUCGAAGUGCCACUGACUAGCGACGUCAAGGAUGAAGUGAAAGACGAGGCUGAAGAAGGUGAUGCGGUGAAAGGCCCGGCAUCAGCUCCAGGGCUCUCAUCAACGGCACAAGCUCUCAAACGUGUUCGAGAAGGACAUGAUGAUGAAAUGCUGGGGUACAAAGUGGCCGUUAUGGAGACAAAAGCCAACAACGACGCUGUUGCUGGUCCUGCUGUGGCAUUCAAGAAACGUGCACCAAAGACAAGACCUGCUAAACCAACUUGAUGUCCUU
Messenger RNA from Protomyces lactucae-debilis, 832 nucleotides. RefSeq lists its product as uncharacterized. Gene Ontology annotation, molecular function: zinc ion binding; RNA binding. Gene Ontology annotation, cellular component: precatalytic spliceosome; nucleus. Gene Ontology annotation, biological process: mRNA splicing, via spliceosome. The transcript has a single exon. The coding region runs from base 187 to 825 and encodes 212 amino acids. NCBI's taxonomy places the organism in Eukaryota, Fungi, Ascomycota, Taphrinomycetes, Taphrinales, Protomycetaceae. The record is from RefSeq and is a predicted model, not a curated record.